UCUGGUUUACUAACCAGUACGAUGUAUUACAUUAUUAUUGUUAUAACCUAUCAUAGUCUGUAGUAUCAUAUAUUAUUGAUUACUUAUACAGUCUAUGACUAGAACCGCAUGUUGUUCUCUAACUGACUCACCUCUGAAGCAGGGAGUAUUAUUUUGAAAGUUCAGAGCGGAAGUUGUUGCUGCAGUCUUCCGGCUCGGCGCUGACCGGGAUGAACCGUCUCCCUCCAUCACGGUAAUUAAACAUGGAAUCGCCAGAAAACGGGUCCGGUCAGGCAGUCGGCGUUGAGCCAGGCGUAACGCCGACCCCCGUGGAUGUGGACACCGCCGUGUUUAUGCUGGGAGCGGGAGUAACAGCCAUCACACACCCGCUGCUAUACGUGAAGCUGCUAAUACAGGUGGGACAUGAACCUCUUCCCCCGACUGUGGGCACGACUAUGUUUGGACGAAGAGUCUUAUACCUGCCUGGCUUCUUCUCUUAUGCGCAGCACAUCGUGAAGGUGGACGGAAAGAGAGGACUCUUCCGUGGCCUCUCGCCUCGCCUCGUGUCCAGCGCCAUCUCCACCGUGGUCAGGAGCAAAGUUAAGCAGGUGGCGCUUCUGUCCAAGAGAGAUGACGUGCAGACUUCGCUCGGGAAGGUGGUCAAAGAGUCUGAGGCUUCUUUUGCUGGAUGGAAAAAGAGGACAUCGCAGCAUCCAAAACUUGGCACAGCUCACACGACUCCUCUUGCAUCAUUAAUUAAUCCACGACAAAAACAGAAAAGGACGUCACAUGAGAUGGUCGUCCAGUGCCUGUCCAGAGUGGCCACUCAUCCUUUUCAUGUGAUGUCAGUGCGCUGCAUGGCCCAGUUUGUUGGCAGAGAGGUCAAGUACGGCGGGAUGUUCAGUUGUAUUAUCAAGAUUUUUAAGGAGGAAGGAGUUGCUGGAUUCUAUGUUGGUCUCGUACCCCAUGUGCUGGGAGAGGUCCUCUUCCUGUGGUGUUGUAACCUCCUGGCUCACUUUAUUAACACCUACGCUGUAGACGAAAGUUUCAGUCAGGCCUCGGCUGUACGAAGCUACACCAAGUUUGUGAUGGGCAUUGCAGUGAGUGUUUUAACAUACCCGUUCAUGCUGGUGGCUGAUCUCAUGGCGGUCAGCAACUGUGGGCUGGCUGCAGGUCUUCCUCCUCACUCUCCCGUCUUCAAGUCCUGGCUGCACUGCUGGAAUCACCUGAGCCACAAGGGUCACCUCUUCAGAGGAUCCAGCUUCUUUUUCCGCCGGGUGCCUGUGACCUCCCUGCCCUCCAUCGAGGACUGACGUCGUCAUCGUCGUCGCCUGCUGGGAUGUUCUUCCUCCUCCACCCAGCCGCUGAGGCUCAUGGGUAAUGCAGUACUUAAUGCUGUCACACAAACCAAACUGAGAGAAGAACCCUGACCUCAAAGGAAGUGAUGGCCGUAACACCGCCCAAUCCACUACUAAUCACCAACAUUAUACUUAACAUGACAAAAACAUGUUUCAGUGUUUUGCAAACGUGGUUGUUUUUUGUUUAGCGAUCCAGGCAGCCAUAGAUUUCCAUUCAUUUGCUCACAUUUUAGUCCACUGUAGUAUUAUAUGGUAUUAUUAUUAUAAAGUAUAAUCCAUCACAGUGAACAUUAGCGGCACAUUAUCGCCGGGAGCCAACGCAGUGCAGAGUUUUACUGCAGGCUUGAUGUUCACUGACACACGAGUCUCACAAGUCUGAUUUUCAUGUUGUUACAGAAAUGAGUGGAAACCAAUGGCAUCAUCAAUCAUACACGAAGCAUACAUGCUUUGCAGUUAAGGAGCUAAACAACACAGGUGUUGUAGCUAGCAGACUGUGUGUUUUGCUGAAUAGCGGCCGCUGUGGCCACCGAUGGUAAUUACAGGAUAACUGAACUUGUGUGCUGAGCGAGUCGCUUUAAAGACGUCAUCACUAGGUGACCUGACUGCGAGCCAAUGGAAAGAGAGAAGUGUCCCGAGGCAUGAGGUGCAUCACUUCCUUUACUGCCGCAACUGUAGAAAAGCAAAGGCAAAACACAAAGCUUCUCAUCCUUUCCCCUCAGAAAAACGAGAAAAGCCACACAGAGUUACACGUUCAAGUCCUGCUGGGCAAGUACAACGUUAGCAUUUGAACGUUAGCAAGGUGAGAAAAAAUGGGUAGUAGGAUCCAACUGAAUGCUAACAUUAAACGUCAGCUAAUGUGCCAUUAAAGAUUAGCUUGUUGCGUUUGUCCACGAGUCCUUGAGCAACAUCAUCGUUAGCUUCUCCAACAGGCUAACAACACCUCCUGCCUAAUGUCACCUGGGGUGAAUCUAUGUAGCUCAUCUGAUUUCUUUCACACAAGAAACAGGACAGGCUUUUGUUACCUGACAAACAACGUUACGCUAACGUUACUUUAAGUCCAGACUUUAUUUCAAAUCUCUCAGGUUGCCAGUGGAAAUGACGCACUACGCCUGGGGUCCGUACUCUGUUUUCAUUGGCUGUGAGGUCUCCAGUUGGACCCUCCUGAGAACGAGACCACAAGCAGGAAACACCCCUGUCUCCUGCUGAGGUGCACUGUGUUGACCUCUUGUUUCGCUUUAGUGAUAGAACCAUUGAUAUGUCACGUGCUAAAAUGUAGUGCGACAGUAGAAGAGUCAUAAAGCCUAAACUAGCUAACGUUAGCCACCAUAAAGCACCGGUCAGACCUACAGCAGCAUGAGUGUGUGUUCGUGCUGAUAAAUGUAACUUUUGUGUUAUAUCGUAUCAGAAAAGUCACAGUCUUUACUUCCCCAAGCAGCAGCUGCUCAACAUUCAAAUAAGUCACCUUUCAUGUAUCUGCGAUACGUAAUCCUCCUCUCAGACCUCACUCCACUUCUUACUCUCAGCCUGUUGUUGCCAGUAAUUACCCUCAUCCGCACCAGUUAGCAGUAAGUGUAUGGAGCCAGAUCAGUGUUGAAGCUGCGCGAGGCUUCGAUUGCACGGGACACGCGUUGCAUCUGAAGGCUCUGCUGUUUCUUUGCAAUUCAAAACUGUGUUUCUGUUUAUGGAAACUACUCGUGUGUCUGGUUUGGUGGAGACCAACAAAAAGUAUUUUUUUAAGUUUAAAGAAAAUAAUUGAAAAAAACACUUGGGAAAAUAUAAAUAUGAUAUACGAUAUAUAUAUAUAUAUAUAUAUAUAUAUAUAUAUGCAUGGAAAAUGAAAAAAUGUGACAUGACCUGUAAGUAUGUAGAUGUGCUCAGCAGUUUAUUUCUUGAAUUUUAAUUUUAUACCCUGAAGUUUUUCUUUUUGCUUGUUUUUAAAAUGUUUUUGUGCUCUAAACUUUUUUCUUUCCAUGAAACACGUCUGUGUUGCGUUUAAAUGUCUCCGACUGGUCAAAAGCCACACGUACACCUGUUGUUGUUGUUGUUGUUGUUGUUGGAUGACGUGUCUGUCACCUGAACCAAAGGGCCAAUCACGUUCGCCGUGACUGAUGAAAGAUUAGUGAAGUCCGAACUGCCGGCUGCCGUUUGUGUUUUUAAUCAUGUCACUGUCGUUCGCUGAAAAAUGAAAAUACAAAAUAAAUUCUUUGCUACUC
This is a messenger RNA of Siniperca chuatsi (mandarin fish), 3550 nucleotides long. RefSeq names its product mitochondrial carrier homolog 1-like. Lineage: Eukaryota; Metazoa; Chordata; Actinopteri; Centrarchiformes; Sinipercidae. Bases 243 to 1292 code for a protein of 349 amino acids. Gene Ontology annotation, cellular component: mitochondrion; membrane. The record is from RefSeq and is a predicted model, not a curated record. Gene Ontology annotation, biological process: positive regulation of apoptotic process. The transcript has 13 exons.